UGGAUCUCGGCGCGUUUGACUGUUUUUCGUGACGGUCACGCACGUAAAGCAGCGGGGCUGCUGCUGCUGCUGCUACUCGCCAAAAAGACAGUAGUCGACAAAGCGCGAGAGAAAGAGAGUGUACUGUGUAUAUGUAUAGGUGUAUUGCGGCGGGGCCACAGUGCGGGCUGCACUAUAUAACACAUACUCGCGCGUAUAGGUAUAGGAUAGCCGACGAAUCGCUCGCAAGAGAGAAGAGAAAGAAGAGAAGGCAGCUCUAUAGCAUAGCGUUCUCUUCGUGUGUGAGUGUGUCCGUGUGUGCGCGAGAGAGAUCAACAUGGUGACCGAGGAGUUAACGAACUGCCGUCAGUGCUGCAGCUCGCGCCUCGACGGUUGAGGAGGAAUCCCCGCCGCCGACGACGACGACUUGUUACUAUAUAUACUUUAACUGUACUAGGACAACCGAGAGGUGCAAGAGGACGGGAUCUGUUCCGUUUUUGCUGAUUGCCAUCAAGCUGCUGCUGCUGCUGCUGCUGCUGCUGCUGCUGCUGCUGCUCAGCGAUACACGACGACAGUCGUCCUGGGCUGUUGUAGCCACAGCCGCCGAGAGUGGAGUACCUAUGCUGAUGAUGUGAUAUGAACUUGAUCUGAUAGCGCACCGAAAGUAACUCGCGGGGCUGAGAUUCGCGCGACUCCUCGGUACCGCUCGGCACGCAAUCAUGUGCGAUGUGUGCGCCGACUUUCACGAUCUUCUGCUCACCUAUGAUGAGAGCGAAAAUGAGGUAGCGAAUCUUCUUGUUGUUGAUGUUGAUACAAUAUUACAUUAUGUGAAUCAAUGGGUUCAAAGACAAUGUAUGUGCUGUUAUCGCGAUAUAAAAAACUUUGAUCGAUUUAUCAGACUGAUUCAUAACAUUGUCCUUCGCACUCUGCAACAAUUGCAAGAAAUACAACAAGAGCAACAAUAUGCUGAAGGCAAAAAGGAAGGGACAAGCAGCAGCGAUGGAGACGAGACUGAUAAGAAGGAGAAAGAAAAGAAUGUGGAGGAGAAGUCACAGAGUCCGCAAUCGUCGAGACCCAAAUCAAACUGGACUCAUCAAGACAGAGAAAAAUUAUUUCAUCUCUUGUCCAAGAUUUUUUUAUUAAAUUUUCCCCUUUACAUAGCCAUGAAACAUGGUGGAGCUAUCAACCCUUUGGCUCCUGCAAAAGAUGAGGGAGGAUACUGUGAGUCACAUGAUCCAGAGGUGCCGGCACCCUUGAUUCGUGCAGUAUCAGUGUUCUGUCAUCAGGGUGGAUUUAAUUUAAUGUCAGCUUGUUUUGAUAUGGAAAAUACACUGCCCGUUGGUCUUGCGCACUCUAUGGUUGCAGUUAUUUGUAAUUUAAAGCUUUGGUUGAAUUAUGGUAGCGUAAUUCAAUUGUUUAUACCUUUACGUAGUCGAGUUAUGAAGUACAUGUGCCGAUUGACUGACAAAGAGUUGAGAACUCCAGCCGUGAGAACCAUGGCAGAUUUCAUGUGGAGCGCGGUGAAAGAUCCGAUAGAUGCAGUCCUGCCGACUUUCGAUCGCGAUGGUUUGGAUUUGGCUUUCAAGUACUUUACUAGCACAACCCUGACGAUGCGCCUGGCUGGCAUAGCGCAAAUCAACUCGCACAUCACGGCCUUCAAUGAGCUGUGUAACAGCGAGACCGUGGCAGAGAUUGAGCAGGUCGGUCACGCUCUUGCCAUGUGGCUCACCGAGAACAAUAUCAUAGCACAUAUUUUCGGUCCAAACCUGCACGUUGAAGUGAUAAAACAGAGCCACAUUGUGCUGAGCUUUUUGGCGAUGGAAGGUCGCAUCUCUUCCAUGGACAUGGACAUAAUGUGGCAGGCGGCUCAGUUAAAGCACUGCGCUCGCCCUGUCUACGACCUGCUGGCACCGCUGGUCAAGCACCUAGCACCAACACCAGUGCUACAUCUUUAUUCGCUCUUGGGCAAGCUCGAGCCUAAAGAGCAUACGGAGCAAAGUUUGUUUCUCGUGUCGGCCCUGAUCAAGUUCAUCUGGACGUCUAGCAGCGCUGCUUACACUAGUGCUCUCGCUAUCGACAGCAGAGAUCCUUUGAGGCAUUUAACUGUCGAUGAGGGAAGCACGAGCAGUGAACCAAGUGGCAUGGAAGGCAGUAGUCCUGACGAGGAGGAGGAGCCAAGCCCCGCACCCUCGGAGGGCCCGUCGCCCAGAAAGCAGGCAAGAGGCGAUAGCGAAUGCGAAGGUGCGUCGAAAUCCAAGCCAGAGGCAAUGCAAGCAGAGCCGUCAUCUUUCGCCAUGCAAGAGGCGCUUGAACCCAAGGAUCCAACCAACUCGGUAUCCAUGAAAGAUUGUCUGGAAGCUCAAGAUACGGCGAGCAAACACACGAGUAAACCACAAGCAAUGGAUGACAAACCUGCUGGCAGUUGCUCAGAAGAGCACACGAGUGAUGCGGACACCGACGAUAAGUCUUGCGAUGAAAAUUCGAUAGAUCUUGUCUUGAGAAAGAAGAAGAAGGUUUUACGCAAACGUAAGAGACCGCAAAAGCGCUCAUCCACCACAACGACGACGACUACGACCACUACUACCACGACGACUAGCAUCGCGAGCCAAGACGCAAUCAAGGAUGCGGCGACAAAAAAGUUUUGCACUAAUGAAUCUCUCGAGCCAUUUGCGGUCAAUAGUACCUUGACACAGGUUAGUGAGGCGAACAAGAGCACGGAGGGUACAGAUCAUCAAGUGGUUGUCGAUACUUUGGACAGAGUAAAGCAGGAAGCAAUCGCCAUGGACCAUCCUGUGGGUGCUGACCAACAGGUGCCGAAUACAGCCGCUGCAUUGCUCGCUCAGAGAGCAGAGAAAAGUGUCAGUGCUACUAGUAGCGGAAACAGUAAAUACGUAGCAGCGAUGGCGAGGCACGAGGUUGUGGUUCAAUCUGGAUCCAGUUCCCACGACGAGGACGACAGCGAUAUCGUUGGUGUUGCCGGGGGUGAGGGAGCGAGCACUGUCACGUCAGAGCUAGCUUGUCUGGACCACGCGAGCGGUUCGCGUUUCUUACCAACCUGUCUCGACGAGAUGCUCUCCGAUGAGGAAGGGUCCUACAGCAGUCGCAUAUCCAAUAAGAGCGAGAAGAAUAUGGCUGACUUCGACGGCGAAGAAAGCGGCUGCGAGGAGGAGCUUGCCCAGCUUGCGGCUCAGCAUCUUUCUGCAAUUCACAUGCAGGCCUAUCAUCCGCACCACGCACAUUCGACGAUGACGGUGCGUCGCUCGGUCUGCCGUGCGCCCCAAGUACGUACUGUUCGGCAAAGCGUCGCACGUCUCGGUGCUCAGUUCAAUCUCGAGAUGGUCUGCAAGCCUGGCAACACGCUGCUCUGGGAUCUAUUGCAAGACGAUAAAAUCGGACAGUUGGGAGAAGGUUUAGCCGUGGAGGCCGAAAAAGCUUUAUGCAAUUUGCUGUGCUACAACAUCGAUCGCUCGAUACCGAUGAAAUUUAUCGAAGGAUGUCUGGAGAAUCUCGCUUCGAAUAGAUCGGUCGUUGUGUCUCUGAGGAUUCUUCCCAAGCUUCUUGCCAGUUUUCAACAAUUCGGUACCAUGGAUGCUCACACAAUCACUACGUGGGCGGAUCGCGAACGGGGCAUGAUGAAGCAUUUUUUCAACAAUCUCAAGACGUACGCCAGCACGGGACCCAAGAGUCUCUACUCUCAUCAGACGGAGGUACAAGUUCGUUUACAGUUCCUCUCUUCAAUAUUCUCGCCGCUUGGAUCUCCCGACUGCUUCCGCCUGAGCCUCGAACAAGUCGACACACUCUGGCACUGUCUUGCCCAAGAUCCAUCCUGCGCCGACGAGCUCUUCAGCUGGCUGCUAAGCCAAGCCAAGUCAACUGAGCAGCACGCCCUCGGCAUGGACACUUUGAAACAUCUGUGUAUGCGUAAACUUCCCAGUUUACCACCGGAAACGAUAAGCAUGACUGGUCUGAGUCUCUUCCAACAGCUCUGCAAUCUAGCGAGGCUGGCAGCUGUACAUCUGGACCGACCGCUUAGAGACGUGGACUCGGUUGGCAUGGACUUUUUAUGGAAGAUCGCUUUGCGCGCCAAGAGCACCGAGGUGAGCAUGGCCGCGAUCCAGUACCUCAACGGUUACUACAUGUCUCGUCAGCUUACCCAGGAGAUCGAGUUCGUCUCGCAGUGCAUGACGCAUCUCGCAGCCGCUAGUGCUGACCUCGAUAGUAACGAAGAAGCUAGCUUGCGCUGCAUUCAGCGAGCUUUGCUGUUGCUCAGAACGCAUCUCGAAGCUUUCCGAAAGCGAUAUGCCUACCACUUGCGCAGGUGGGCACUGGAAGGUAGAGGCGCAGGCAGCCACAUCGCCGCUAAUACAUCCGAGAGAAGUCAGCAGCUGCGAGUGUUUGUGCAGCCAGCAGGCAUUUCCGACAAAACUACUUUUACGCUUCUAAGCACGGAUUACGUAGCGGAUCUGAGAGCCGAGGUAUCCAAGUGGUGGGAUGACACCCACGCACGUCUCGUCAUGGACGAUAACAAAGCACUUGGUGCAACGGGCAAAUCGGGUAGUAGUUCGGGAUCGGUGCUGGGUUCACUGCUGACCGAUGGGCCGAUCAGGAUGAUUACACAAGGACAGGAGCUUACGAUUGAAUUUGAUGAGAAAACGUUGGCAGAAACGGGAUUCAAGGAUGGACAGCUAGUUUUCAUUUCGUUGGGAGCUGGAAGAUGCAACGGAGGUGGAAGAUCUGGUAAACGUGACAUGGACUCACCGUCGUUGCUGCCGCCACCACCCCGGGAUUCUCUACCCACACUCUUACUGUUGAGACCACAGUAUUUCGAACAGCUAUUUACACUGAUGAGGACGUUAGGUGCUAUGAAGACUGUUUCGAAAGGUGGUCAAGAAAUACCGCACGCGAAAGCACAGGUACUGUCUCGCCGAGUCUGGGAUACACUAACUCUUCUUCCAACAAGCCCCACGCUGUUGCAAGGAUUUCAAAAGCUCGACGAUGCCUCUCUUCCAGAACUGCUGGACCCGUCAAAUCCGCACAAACUCAUGUAUUCCCUUUACAUCGUCGAGUCUCUCUCCAAACGUUCGACCCGUCGCGAUAUGAUGUCUUCGCUGGCACACGAAGGUGGCGGUGAUGCUAGUAGUGGUGAUACCAGCAGCGGUGACUCGGAUGACACACCUACCGAUUGGUCCUCUACUUUUGUGCGUCACGGUGGCUUACGCCACCUCUUCGACAUCUUCAUGUCCGGCUGUCUGGAGAAUAGCGACGGGAGUGAAUGGCAGCAAGACUGUUUGGCUAGUCUGCUGAAACAAUUAUGUCAUCUUGGAGUGGCGAGAGACGGCAAGAGGAGAAACAAAGCUGACAAACUCGCGAUCCCACGAUUAAGCAAAGAGCUCUCGGCUUUGAUGGACUUAAAGACUGUGCUACCUAGGAUAACGAAUAUACUCGAAGAGGCGUCGCAGCCACGAGAUCCCAACCAGUAUAAAACCGGACUUUUUGGUCGCUCGCAGGUCAUACACUACGCCAUGGCUCUGUUGGUGUGUUGGGUGCACAGCGACCCCUCGAUUGGCCAGUCGCUCUUUGCCUCUGACAAGCCUUUUGGUAAAACGUGGCUUCGUAGACUCGUACUAGAGGAUCCCGAGCCCGCUGUACGUCGCGAGGUAUGCACUGCACUCUACAAACUCUGCCUCGGUAGUGUCGAGUCCGAAGAGGAUAUCUUGGCAUCCUGUCUUUUGGAUUCGUCACCUGCCAACCUUAUAGUUCCCCUGCUUAGCGAGCUACUAGAAUAUCUACCGAUCGCCGAAACGAUGCAACCAACACGGCGGAAAAUCGACAUAACGAUGCACCUCCACCAGGCGCUCGAAGAAGGAAAAGAAACGUAUGGCCCAGCCUGCCGCGAUUACUUUUGGCUUAUUUGUCGUCUGAUUGAAUCGUUGCCCGAAGACGCCAUUCAAGAGAGCACGAGCGAAAAAUCGGGUAGCACAGUAGAUCUGCAGGCCCUUGCCACCCGCGCAAUCAAAUCAAUUCUGGCAAGGGAUUAUGUGGAAACGCGUCACAAUACCGUUGAAGAUGAUGGCCUCGUGGGCUUGCUCAAUCUUUGCUGCAACAUUAUGGCGCACAAUCCACCUUGCAAGCAGGGCAAAGUUGGACAGAAUUUGCUCAGUCGAGUAUUCGAUUUCCUUUUUGCUCUGCCAAAUCCCAGUGCCAAACACAUGCCCAAGUGCAAGAGUCAGGCGUCAAGAUCGGCAGCCUUCGAUUUACUCGUGGAGCUCGUGAAAUCGGCGCCGGAGAACUAUAGAAUACUUCACAAAAAAUUACUGACGCAACAUAAACCGGGACGACAUUCUCCCUAUUCGUGGGAUUACUGGCCUCACGACGAUGGACGCUCCGAUUGCGGCUAUGUGGGCCUUACGAAUUUGGGCGCGACUUGCUACAUGGCUAGCUGUAUGCAACAUUUGUACAUGAUGCCCCAAGCUCGAAUUGCUAUUUUGGGUGCUGACUGUAAUCGAGCCAAUAAGCAUCAGUUGACGUUAAGAGAAUUGCAGAGAAUGUUUGCUUAUCUCCUCGAGUCAGAAAGAAAAGCGUACAAUCCAAGGAGCUUUUGCCGUGUCUAUACGAUGAACCACGAACCUCUGAAUACCGGCGAGCAAAAGGAUAUGGCCGAAUUUUUCAUAGAUCUCGUGUCAAAGUUGGAAGAGAUGACGAGCGACCUCAAGACACUCGUCAAGACACUUUUCUGCGGUAUAAUAUCAAACAAUGUCGUCUCCCUUGAUUGUGAACACGUGAGUCGUACGCUCGAAGAAUUUUAUACCGUGCGUUGUCAGGUUGCAGACAUGAGGAAUCUUUAUGAAAGUCUUGACGAAGUCACGGUAAAGGACACCCUAGAAGGCGAUAAUAUGUACACAUGCUCGCAAUGCGGCAAGAAAGUCAGAGCCGAGAAGCGCGCUUGCUUCAAGAAGCUGCCACGCAUUCUCUGCUUUAAUACCAUGCGAUACACUUUCAACAUGGGCACAAUGUUGAAAGAGAAGGUUAACACGCAUUUCAGUUUUCCCUUGCGACUCGACAUGUCGGGCUACAUGGAGAAAAAGUUGAUACCGCGUCACUGCCAGCAGGAAAACGAAAAAUCCGAAAAUAACCAGAGUAAUAAGGACCAAGAUAUGGAAGGCAGUGGUACCAGCGGUGGAAGCCAAGAGAAGCAAGACGAACACUGCCAGUACGAUUUGAUAGGAGUCACGGUACACACGGGCACGGCCGAUGGUGGUCACUACUACAGCUUCAUUCGUGACCGCACGUGUCCAAAUAAGGAUAAAUGGUUCCUCUUCAAUGAUGCUGAAGUCAAGCCGUUCGAUCCCAACCAAAUUGCAGCUGAAUGCUUCGGCGGUGAAAUGACCAGCAAGACCUAUGACUCGGUCACAGACAAAUUCAUGGACUUCAGCUUUGAAAAAUCCAACUCUGCGUACAUGCUAUUUUACGAGUGGUGUCCCGAUCCAAGCGAUUCGCCACUCGUCAAGGAGGACGAGGCUUGUGGGUCCAGUCCCACAUCCCUUGAACCACCUGCGCAUCAGCAGAUUCAGCAGCGACCGAGCAGCCCAGCAGCAGAUGUGAUGCCACCGCUUGAGCUCAAUAGAGAACUGGAAGAAUGGAUUUGGCAGGAUAACAUGCAUUUUCUUCAGGACAAAAAUAUCUUCGAGCACACGUACUUUAGCUUCAUGUGGCAGAUUUGCAACUAUAUUCCGCAGACUCUCAUUGCCGCACAGCCGGAUGUUACGGAACUAUCAGCUGAGCUGUCGGCGUCGUUUUUCAUGGAAACGUUUAUACACGCCAAGGAGAAACCGACCAUGGUGCAGUGGGUCGAACUUUUGACAAAACAGUUCAAUAAUUCCCUGACGGCUUGUGCGGGUUUCCUAGAGAAAAUGGCUGCGGACUCGUGGUGGCCCGUCCAAAUUCUAGUCAAGUGUCCGAAUCAGAUGGUCAGGCAGAUGUUUCAGAGGUUGUGUAUUCAUGUUAUAUCGAGACUGCGACCAUCUCAGGCGCCGUUUUAUCUCGUAUGCGAAGCGGAUGACGAUCCCAGCACUGUCGGCAUGCAGUCCUGUGUGACACGCUUUGUUCGCAUGCUGCUCUCGUUGAUGGAACACGCCAAGCAGCAUUUGAAACAUCUCACCGAGUAUUUCGCCUUUCUUUACGAGUUCAGCAAGAUGGGCGAAGAGGAAACGAUGUUCCUUAUAAAAGCUCAAGCGAUUUCGACUAUGGUUAACUUCUAUCUUGGCCACAAAACGCACGAGUUUGUCGACGCCAUCAGCGAAGAAGAAGAAGAGGAAGAGGUUGUGGCUAUAUCCACUGAAAAGCUGAGGCCUGCAUCUUUGGAUAAGAUGAUCACCUUGAUUGCAACGCUGGUUGAGCGCAGCCGAGUUCCAGAUCACAGGUUAAACUUGUCAAGUUCGGAUUUUAAUGCGGUGGCCGGUGGCAAGGGCUUUCCAUUCCUCUACCAACAAAUCCGUGACAUGAUCAACCUCAAUCAGACGCGCAAUCUCAUUCAGUCGCUCUGUCGAUGGAAUGACAGACUCGCUAUCCACAUAGUAACCAUGAUAUUCCAGGCCAUCACCAAGCAUACGGAUGUUUGUCAGCCCUUCUUCAAGAUUCUUACUCUGUUAACCGAGGGCAGCAGCCCACCGGGACUGCCCUGCAUGACACAGUUGAUUCUCAGUCGCGUGUGGGAAGUAGCAAGGAUCGCGCCUCACGGUGCCCUAGAGUGGCUUGCUCUCGCCGUCACACGUAGCAAGCUCGCGCACGCAUGGGUUCUUCAAGGUAUGGAUACCUGGCUCCAGCACUUCCUUAUCGAGCACUCAAAUCAACGAGUUCGAUCAGCUGCCGCUUUCUUGCUGGUCUCGUUAGUACCCUCGGCGCACUUCCGACAGGGUUACAGAAGUGCGCACAGGCUGGGGCUUAGCUGUGCUACGGCAAGGGAACUGUCGCUCACCAACGAGGGGACCGUGGUUCUGCACCAGAUCUACACGGCUCUGCUAAGACUGCUACAACCGGCAAGGCAUUACACGGAUUUAAACACACAUGGAACUAUGAAACUCACUGCCUAUUUCGCAUUAAUGACGUAUUGCGUCGUCUCUACUACUGAGAAACUCAUGUUUGGACAAUAUCUAAAUGAUCUUUGGACGCUUUUCCAUCCAAAGCUUUCAGAACCAAGCAUUCCAGUACAUCAUAACAAACAAGCACUUUUGCUUUUCUGGUAUCACGUUAGCAAUGAUUGUCCUGAAAACGUUGCACUCAUUCUUCAAAAUCCGCACAUUACGAAAAACAUAGCAUUCAAUUAUAUUUUAGCUGAUCACGAAGACCAAGAUGUUGUUCUUUUCAAUCGUGUAAUGCUUCCUGCAUAUUAUGGCUUACUAAGACUUUGUUGUCAACAGUCGCAUACAUUUACAAGACAAUUAGCUGCGCAUCAAAAUAUACAAUGGGCUUUCAAAAAUAUAACUCCUCAUCCUACUCAAUAUUCAACUGCUGUGGAGGAACUGUUCAAAUUAAUGCAGCUCCUAGUUGCCCGGCAUCCGGACCAAACUGAACAAGAAGAGGCUGAAGUUGCAUCGUUCAGGAGAGGAACUUUGUCUUCCUAUCUACAAGGACUGGAUGGACGAUCGUGCUGGGCAACUCUCAUAUCGGCAUUUAGGAUUUUAAUCGAGUCCGACGACGAUCGCUUGUACGUCGUAUAUAACGGCGGUCUUUCGAUGGCUCUUGAAGCUUUCCACAUGUUGCACAUUAUGUACCACGAAGCCACGGCUUGUCACGUUGCUGGUGAUUUGGCCGAACUCAUAGCUAUCAUUGUCGAGCUAGUUCGUUGUGUACGAACAGCUCGCGAUGGACCCGACGCUCGCAACAUUCUCGCGAACUGCAAGGAGUGGCCGGAUGUGCUGCGUAAACUUGCCACUCUCCUAAAUACCUACAACCCCUCGGAUAUGCGCAAUCUAGCGAUAGACUUGCUUAAGGAGCUCGUGAUGCUUGUGCCGACCGACGCAAUUCUUAUUCUGGCGCCACUGCUUUCGCAUUGUCACGCAGCAUUACAAGAAUCGCACGCAACAGUACCUCCAGGUCCGUAUUUACCCAGGCGGGCUACGCCGGCCGGAAAAAUGCCGUCGAGGCCGGCGAGGCCUAUGGUACAAAUGGCUGUACCACAUUCACAACUCGAGGCAGCCAAAGGUACGGAUCUCGAGUAUGACAGUGCGCUGCUGGAAUUCUAUCUGCCUUAUCAUGAGCUUAUCGAUGUAAUGUGCAGACUAGCAAUCAACAACGAUUGCAUGACGGAGAUUCUUAUUAAUCUAAGCGCUAUGUUAGGUUUCGAAGGUGUUCCACUGCAUUUAGCUCUAUUUCCAAGACUGUGGCUAGAUGUGCACGCGGCAAGUCACAUCGACAGGAAACAUAUAGCCGCACUACUUCGCUGUUCGUAUACUGUGGAUUAUGUGGAUGCGGUUCUAUUGGACGAAAGGUCGUCGCUAGCUGUGCCAGCGAUUCACGCUUUUCUCAAGACCUUUUUCCCCAAGCUCGCUAGCCACGUACUUACCGAGCAGACAUGCUCGAUCAUCGACAGCCUCGUGAGCACGCUUACAUCCAUGGUUGAGGUUGUCGAUGUUCAGGAAUCCGCGCACAGAUUGACCGGUGAUCUGCGAGCCCUGGCUCUGGUCUACAGCAGUGGUGCCGAUGUCAAGCCACCACCUACGCUACACUCUGCACUCGAAACACUGUUGACGCGCACUAAAGCGGCGAGAGCCCGUCUCAAGGAAUCGAAACAACCUGAUGCAGAAGCUCCCACGAAGAAGCGCAAGUUCAACACAUCGGAUGAAAUUGAAGACGAAGAGGAUGACGAGGAUGACGAGGAAGAGGAAAGCACUUCGAGCCCUGGCAUGGAGGACCAGAAGGAGUCCAAUGAGUCACCGCAGUCAACUUCAGCGACAACGGCAAGCACGGUGGCAACUACAGCUAGCACGACAUCGAUGGCGACUUUAAGUACGCCUUCGGUGACGACUGCUACGGUAUCAGAUUCGCCAGCGACAACAAGCAUCAAGGAUAAAAGCAAGGAGCAGGAGGAGGCGCAGGCCGCCAAGCCCAGCGAGGCGGAAAAGACUGACCAAACCGAUGCCAAGUCGAGCUCGAGUCUGAUUACUGCAAGCAGCACUACAAGCAAUUGGAACAGUCAGUUAUGCAGGUCUAUGAACAACGUGUCAUGGUUGGACAUGCUCGAAAAGACUAUUGCGAAUCUACAGAUGAUCGUGCAGUUCCAGUCGAAAAAUUAAGACUUGGAUACAAGUGAAGGAUGAGCGGAAGUCGUGCGCAUGCUAUUUCGAAAGGCAUUUAAUAAACGACACAAGAUUUACUGCGAUUCUAUCGAUGAUAACAUGGAGACUUUCUUCUUGAUGAGGGACGUUAAAUCAUGUGUGGGUGGUGUUCGAUGCAAAGACCGAUUGGCUCGAACAAGACGAGCCUCGGUGCAUCCAUGUUCAUUAUCAGAGACAGACGAGUUUUACACGUGUGUAUGCGAACACAAACGCAUGCGUGUACAUAAAAAGAAAGGAAGAUAACAAAUACAUGUGUAUAGUUCACUACUUAGUUACUUGUCGAGUGUACUUUUAAUGCGUUACAUCUCGUAAUCAAAGAGUGAGAGCAGGAGAAGAGUGAACGACCGGUUGAAAAUGUAUGUUCGCGUGUACAUGUAAAAAAUAAUUCGUAAGAUAAAGCAAACAAAAAAAGCGUCUUUAAUCGAAUACAAAGAUUGAACAAAAUUAUGAGUCGAUCGGGAAGCUUUGUAGUUUUAGUUGAAGCGUGCAUUAUACAAUUUUCUACUAUCAGCCGUACUCAUACUUUUUUAUUUUACAUUUUUCUCCUAAUCUAAAUGUAUCGUAAACCAUUUUAUUAGUUACUUUUUUAAAUAAAGAUCUAUAAGAGUUUGUAAAAUUGAAAAGGUAAGUAUGUUGUUUCAGGUAAAAUUGCAGUCUUUUCGGUCGUCACUUAUCGAAUCACGUGCUUCUCUUUUUUUCAUAUUAUUGGUCAUAUCAUUCCGUCAAAGCAAAUGUGACUUGGGCCAUCAUCGUGUUACACAAAUCACAUGCGUCUGUGAUUGUUUUUAAUAUCAAAUAUAUGUUUGUACGAUGUAAAAAAAAUAAACUGUCGACACUGAUUGUUCGAUUGAUUGAAAUAUUUUUUUUCUAACAAAGGGUAGUAAACGAAGUAUUAAAUUGUCAGUUUUUUUAAAUUAGAAGUAUUAUUGGAAAUAUAUUUUUUAAAUAUCAUUUUACGCGUAAUUAUUUAUUAUUGUAAAUGUAAAUUCAAACAAAAAUUGUAGUAAUAAUGCGUACACUGCGCUUUUUUUACCGAAUUAUAGAUUACCAAUUUAAUUUAUUGUCAAUUUAAUUUAUAAUAUACUACUGUCUAAUGUAACUGAAUGCUGACUGAAAAUAGUGACAGCUUUACAAAGUUCAAAUAUAUACAUUGUUAUCCAGCACAAAUUUGACAAACACAAUACUUUUUAUUUUCUGCACUUUCCUAGGCCAUAAUUAAUGUUCAAGUAAUUAAAAAUUUAUGCAUUUCAAUGAAAUAUUCUGAUUUAGACUGUUAAUAUUCAUUGCUAUAUUAUGUAGGAAAUAAACGAUUUUAUAAAAA
Nasonia vitripennis (jewel wasp) is the source of this 12633-nucleotide messenger RNA. It is a transcript of the gene puf, whose product is annotated as ubiquitin carboxyl-terminal hydrolase puf. The record is from RefSeq and is a predicted model, not a curated record. The transcript has 15 exons. Lineage: Eukaryota; Metazoa; Arthropoda; Insecta; Hymenoptera; Pteromalidae. The coding region runs from base 699 to 11270 and encodes 3523 amino acids. Gene Ontology annotation, biological process: protein deubiquitination. Gene Ontology annotation, cellular component: nucleus; cytosol. Gene Ontology annotation, molecular function: cysteine-type deubiquitinase activity; cysteine-type endopeptidase activity.